AUGAUGGACAAGGACUCCCUCAUCUCGUCGCUCGCCACUCGGGAGGCCGUGGAUCAAGGACGCCGCGACCUGCCGCCCCCGCCGCAGCCGGAUCCGAGUCUUGGAGGCCGUGGAAGCGGGGGGGCUGUGGGAGCUGGGGGGCCCGUGGAUUCUGGGGGGGGAUGGAGACCGCAGAUGUUCGCAACGAUGUUCGCCACCCGCGAGGAUGUGGACGCCGCUCUUCGCGCCGAGCGCCCGCCCGACAAGAUGCCAGACCUUCCUCACCGCCUCGCCAGCGACCUCCGCGUGCCGAAAACGUUCAAGGAGACCAUGCGGUCUCAGCAUUCAGAGUUGUGGGAUGAUGCAAUCGAUCAAGAGUUUUUCGGUUUAUUGGAUGCAGGAACUUUUAGUCCGGUGUAGCAACCAGUAGAGAACGCCAUCAAUGCUAUGUGGGUUUUUAACUGUAAGGCAGACGAGCGCGGAUGGCCGACGAA
Molecule: messenger RNA, 473 nt
Organism: Ectocarpus sp. CCAP 1310/34
Lineage: Eukaryota; Phaeophyceae; Ectocarpales; Ectocarpaceae
Source: the annotation of a GenBank genome assembly